Messenger RNA from Chelmon rostratus (copperband butterflyfish), 2149 nucleotides. It is a transcript of the gene chrna2b, whose product is annotated as cholinergic receptor, nicotinic, alpha 2b (neuronal). Gene Ontology annotation, molecular function: acetylcholine-gated monoatomic cation-selective channel activity; transmembrane signaling receptor activity. Gene Ontology annotation, biological process: monoatomic ion transmembrane transport; signal transduction; chemical synaptic transmission. The record is from RefSeq and is a predicted model, not a curated record. The coding region runs from base 1 to 1668 and encodes 555 amino acids. Gene Ontology annotation, cellular component: synapse; neuron projection; postsynaptic membrane. The transcript has 6 exons. NCBI's taxonomy places the organism in Eukaryota, Metazoa, Chordata, Actinopteri, Chaetodontiformes, Chaetodontidae.
AUGGGACACGACCACCUGUUCUCUGCGAGGACGGCUUUCCUCUGCUCGCUGCUCCUGUGUCAGUCGGUUCUUUGUGACGAGAAGACCCACUCACACGCUGAAGACGAUCUCUUCAAGACGCUGUUUGAGGGUUACAACAAGUGGUCGAGACCCGUGCCAAACAUCUCGGAUGUGGUCAUUGUCAAGUUUGGCCUGUCCAUAGCGCAGCUCAUCGACGUGGAUGAGAAGAACCAAAUGAUGACAACCAAUGUGUGGCUUAAACAGGAGUGGAAUGACUACAAACUACGCUGGAGACCGUCGGACUAUGACAAUGUGACGUCCAUAAGAGUGCCGUCAGAGCUCAUAUGGGUACCAGACAUCGUCCUCUACAACAAUGCUGACGGUGAGUUCGCUGUGACCCACAUGACCAAAGCUCACCUGUUCCACACUGGUAAAGUUCGCUGGGUCCCGCCUGCCAUUUACAAGAGCUCCUGCAGCAUCGACGUCACCUUCUUCCCCUUCGAUCAGCAGAACUGCAAAAUGAAAUUCGGCUCCUGGACGUACGACAAGGCCAAGAUUGACCUGGAGCGGAUUGAAAACACCGUGGACCUGAACAACUACUGGGAGAGCGGUGAAUGGGCCAUCAUCAACGCUGUGGGGACAUACAAUACAAAGAAAUACGACUGCUGCCAUGAGAUCUACCCAGACAUAACAUACUUCUUCAUCAUUCGAAGGCUUCCCUUGUUUUACACUAUCAACCUCAUCAUCCCCUGUUUGCUGAUCUCUUGCCUCACUGUUUUGGUUUUCUAUCUGCCCUCAGACUGUGGUGAGAAGAUCACCCUGUGCAUCUCCGUGCUGCUGUCCCUCACUGUUUUCCUUCUCCUCAUCACGGAGAUCAUCCCAUCCACAUCCCUCGUUAUCCCGCUCAUCGGCGAGUACCUCCUCUUCACCAUGAUUUUCGUCACCCUCUCCAUCGUCAUCACCGUCUUUGUGCUCAACGUGCACCACCGCUCUCCCAGCACUCACAAGAUGCCCCGCUGGGUCCACUCCGUGUUCCUGGACCUGAUCCCACGCUGGCUUUUCAUGCGUCGGCCCGCUCCAGACGGCCGGCGUCGACGGCUGCUGCUGCUCCAGCAGGAAGCAGUGGUGGAGCGGCGGCAGGGCCGGAUAGCCGGGUUCAAAUCUAGCAACUGCCUCAGCACCUCGGCUAACUGGUUAAGAGAUGGGACGGCAUCAGGAGACCUUGAGAGGACCAGUUAUGAGGAUUUAGAGCUGGGGACACUGACCUCAUAUUUCUCCUUCCGUCCUCCUUCGCCCAGACCUCCAGGGUCCACUCCUCCACCACAACAGAAAAACCCACAGAACAGCCAGAACCGAUCGGAGGGGGCUGCAGGGACCAACAGACAGUUAACGGGGGCCAGGGUCAAUCCCACUCAGAGGCCAACUAAAGUUGAUAAUACCGUGUCAGACUCUACAUUCCUGCUCUCGCCAAGUGUUAUACGAGCUCUGGAAGGGGUGCACUACAUUGCAGACCAUCUGAGGGCUGAGGAUGCUGACUUCAGCGUGAAAGAGGAUUGGAAGUAUGUCGCCAUGGUGAUUGACCGCAUCUUCCUGUGGAUGUUCAUUAUUGUGUGCCUGCUCGGGACCAUAGGCCUCUUCUUACCCCCCUGGCUAGCUGGCAUGAUCUAGCUCUCGUGAGAAAGUGUGAAAAAUCCAUAAUCAUGGCUAGUUAGUGAAGUUUGACACGGAAAAUGUAGCUGAACUCGACAUCAGGACUGGGAAUGUGACUCAAGUUUGUGUAACAUGCUACGUUAGCGACCUCAUGAACCUAUAAUGCUCUUUUAUAGAUCACAAAACCAAAAUGUAGCUAUUUUCAGAUCCUUCUAACUACUGGGGCAGAACUCAAAAUGGUGUAUCCUCUGCAGACCUCUAUCUCAGAUAUACAGAAUCAGCUUGUCAGGCUCAGCUGUCCAGACUAAGCUCAGCUUUCAUCUGUCUAAGCUGCACUUUGGCAGCCUCAGGUGUACUUCCUCAGCCUCACCUGUUUGCGGUUAACCUGAAUGCUAACAUUAGCACGUCAACAUGCUCAGAAUCGGCCAUUUUUACCUUAAGUUAACAAACUAUUGGGUGUUAAUAUGCUAAUAUUUAGCACAUAAGAUUUGGCAUGUUA